UCUGGUAGCAUGAAUCAGCUACUAUGUAGAGGUAUUAAACACUGUCCAGGGAGGUGGGGAGGAGACACUGACAGCAGGUCAGAGCUCACACCAGCAGCACCCACAGCAUUCACUCACCCAACAUCAGGGAUGGAGAAAUCUGUGUUACUCAUGUUGCUUGUCCUCUCAGGGCUCAGCAUCCUCCCCUCAUGUUUCUCUUUCCAUUAUGAGUUUGUGAAUGAGAGUAAGACCUGGUAUGAAGCACAGAGGAUCUGCAGAGAGAACUACACUGACCUGGCCACCUUCUAUGACAACACAACCAACCCUGUAAAAGAGUUUCCUCAUGUCAGAGCGUGGAUAGGACUGUCUAGCGGCUCUUGGAUCUGGUCCCUUAAAGAUACCAUUUUAGACUCCAGUUACACUGACUUUUAUCAAGCUGAUAAAGACGUGCCUGAACAGUCGUAUGAAAAUAAGAUCUGUGCGAAAAUGUUCGACAUGUCAUGGAAGCCUUUCAACUGUUCAGAGGAAAUUCCUUUUAUAUGCUAUGACAUCAAUGACGGAAAAAAGUACAUCUGCCCGCGUCAGAACAAGACAUGGAAUGAAUCUCAAAGCUACUGUCGGGCAAAUCACAUAGACCUGGUCAGUGUGAAAACCCUGGAUGAAAAAAAACAAAUAUUCAGUCAAAUUAUACCAGAGCCAUAUUGCCAAAAGGGAUUUUGGAUUGGCCUGAGUAGAGUGAAGUGGCAAUGGUCUGACCAGAGUAACUUUGACAUCGGUAACUGGAAUGUAAAACAGCCUAACAAAUGGGAUGAAAAGCAAUGUGUGGAAAUGUCCAUUCCAUCUAGAGUAUGGAAUAACGACGGGUGUGAACAAGCAAAACCAUUCAUCUGCUAUAAUGACGACCUGGUCCUGGUGCGUGAGAACAAGACCUGGGUGGAAGCCCUGAACCACUGCAGAGAGAACAGGUGGGAUCUGGUGUCCAUCCACUCUGAGAGGAUCCAGCACUGGGUUCAACGUCAGGCCAGAAAAGCCACCACCCCCUAUGUCUGGCUGGGCCUAAGGUACACCUGUAUACUGCAGGUCUGGUUCUGGGUGAGUGAACAGGCCCUGUGCUACCAGAACUGGGCCCUGGGCCACGGGGGGAGCUGGGAGGAGUGUAAGAAGUCAGGUGCCAUGCCGAGGGAGGGGCCACAGCAGUGGGAGGGCAAGAACCAGACAGAGAAGCUCAACUUCAUCUGCAACAAGAAACCUCAUGAUUACUAGGAUUCAAACUACGUAUGUCCAGUUCAUCUUGUCAUAAUCACCUGCUUGAAACAAGAGACGGGAAUGCAAACAGCUAUUUGGUGUUUUUGCUAUUUUAACUUUUUACUAUUUCCUAAUUUGUCUGAUUUACACUUAAUUUCACAUGUUAAUGUUUAUGUUUUAAGGUUUUGGAUUACUUGGAUCACCUGAUGGUGAGCUUUAAAUGAGUGCUGUCUAUGGAGUCACUUAUACUGUAUGAAUCAUAGUUCAAUGAGUCUCUUUGUCCUCACCUUUCUGUCUCCAGAAUAUUAAGAUGUGUUCAGAGGUUCAGAGGUUCUUCAUCUUUACAUCAGGAUUUAAGGAAUUCACUUUUGUCACCUUUUGCUUUCUCCUAUUUGACUUCUUAAUACUUUAAUCGUUUUUUUGGGGGGGGCAUUUAAAAUUAAAUUAAAAUAAAAAGCAUGUUAAUGUUUUACGGUUUUGGAUGUAGGUGUUGUGGUAGUGAUUUAAAUGUUUUCUCCAAUAAAUAUAUUGUUUCUUUUUUUUUUUCUUUUUUUUUAUUGAAAAGUAAGUACUACAAGCUUAACAUGAAUAAAAGGAGGAGUAGCAGGACAAUUCCUUACAUAAUGUCCAGAUUGUAUCAUAUUCAAGUACACAGGAAAGUAAAAAAAUUACCCCAAAUCUGCAUAAGUCAUCCACAUCUCCUAAGCACAGACAAAAAAACUAGUUUAGUUUUAAGAAUGUUUACUCCUUAAACAUCUCCCUCCUGGGAUUUGAAAAGGGAACCGUUAAAUCAUUUCAGAAUAACAUGCAUAAAUCAUAUGAUAAAGAAUCAAAGAGGCUCAAAGAUACAAAUAAAUGGUGUGGCCACAUGUGUACUGAGGAAUUUAACAUUUCAGGUAUUGUAUCAAUUGUAAUCACAUGAUUUUAACUCAUCAACAGGCACACAGGUGCCUUCUCUGCCGGGGAGGACUAGGCCCUGGAUGUGGCCUUGUGGGAGGAGCAUAUCUGGAUCUGAUUUCAAAAUCCAAUGUACAAAGCCACCAUGGGGCUCAGGAGAUAUCCCCAGCUUCAUAGUUUGAUGGUUAGAGCUUCUCUUGUGGCUGGGUGGUAGUUGUGUUUUGUAUGGCAAAUGCUAUGGCAAAGAAACAUUCAGCUAUACAUGGACUAACAGAGGAAAUGGAUACGGGUCGUUUUAGACCCAUGUUGUGCAUUAGAAGGGGUUUGCAAAGCUUGCGUUUCAAAGGGUUACUCAAACUGGCUGAAAUCUGGAUCGUCCUGGAACCCUUCAGAGACUGCAUCCUUGGUCUCCUUAAGCUCCUCUUGCUCCUCCUUGGAUGGUGGAGGCAAAACAGCAUUCAGUUCUUUUUCGAUUUUCUGGAGCCUUGCUUUGGUUUUUAACUCGUACUCUUUUUUGUUUUUCAGGGCAAUCUCUCGAAUACUUUCUUCUGCCUCGUCACAAGAUGCAGCCAGCUUGUGUCUUUCUUCUACAAACUGAGGGCCUUCGGAAUCCAAGGCCAUGAGUCUACUCAGGCUGCCGAUUCGAUCCAUCAGGUGUUUGCUGGAGAUCUCAGUUGUAGGUUCCAGAGAUCAUGUUAACCAGGCUGGCAAUGUUGGAUGCUUCAAAAGUCUGUUGGUAUAGCUGAUCUUUCAAAAACAUUUUGGUUGAAUACUUCAUGUUUUCGGGAUGUGGAAUUUUAGCGGUAUCAACAAAGUCUUUUAGAGAUGUCUUCAGGGAAGUGUCUAUGAUGUUUGAGAUCAUCUGGAAGAACUGCACCAUUUUACGCCACUUUUCCUGCAACCUUCCCAUGGCUGUGAGACCAAUGGCCAGAAGCCUGAUAGUGGUCUCAAAGUCAAUCUCUUUGACCUCAUAGGAUCUCAACUUCAUCAAGGUCUCUGUUAGUUCUCUUUUCUUACGUUCCAUUUUUUCCAAAGAUUUUUCAUAUUGCUGUGUAGCCUGAUCAAGUUGAAUUCGCAUCUGCUCAAUGCGAAAACGGGCAUUUUGUGUUGCUGUUUCAGUUGCAGAUGAUGACUGGCUGCUUUGGGCUUUUGCCUUCGCAGGAGUUUGGACUGGGAAAGAGGAAGUAUUGGAUUCUUUUUUCCCCAUAGAAUCAAAUUUGUGUGCAGAUUUCAUAAGAUCUUUGAUUCGCUGGACCAGUGCUUUGUUCUUGUUGGCAUCAUUAUGCUUCCCCUUAGGGGUCAUUUGGGUCAGGUCAGAGCAGAUAGAAAUAGCUUCCUGACGAAUGUUUUCAGCAAGGCGUUUUGCAGGACUUUUCUUUACAUCUGGUAUUUUCACGUCUUCAACGUUCUUCUUUAUCCAGUCACUCUUUGACUUCCCAGUUUUUGGGUCAACAACCAAUGUCCAUUGGAUUUGAUUUUUCUGAAUGAAGCCGCUCAAAGACUGGACAGCAGGCAGAAGGAGGCACGUCUUACUAAAAAUGUUGCUUGCCUUGUUUCCAGGAUGUCCGGCUGUGGCUGGUCCCCCUCUUAAGUUUUUUUUCCCUCCAAGACCUGUAAGUUGAUGAACAAGUGAACCAAGAGGAUUUUUCAGAUUUUUGAUGCCAUCAGUAA
Hypomesus transpacificus is the source of this 3792-nucleotide messenger RNA. RefSeq names its product macrophage mannose receptor 1-like. Bases 10 to 1242 code for a protein of 410 amino acids. The transcript has 6 exons. NCBI's taxonomy places the organism in Eukaryota, Metazoa, Chordata, Actinopteri, Osmeriformes, Osmeridae. The record is from RefSeq and is a predicted model, not a curated record.